This is a messenger RNA of Cloeon dipterum, 2618 nucleotides long. RefSeq names its product trimethylguanosine synthase-like. The coding region runs from base 227 to 1477 and encodes 416 amino acids. The transcript has 9 exons. NCBI's taxonomy places the organism in Eukaryota, Metazoa, Arthropoda, Insecta, Ephemeroptera, Baetidae. Gene Ontology annotation, molecular function: RNA cap trimethylguanosine synthase activity. Gene Ontology annotation, biological process: 7-methylguanosine cap hypermethylation; 7-methylguanosine RNA capping. The record is from RefSeq and is a predicted model, not a curated record. Gene Ontology annotation, cellular component: nucleus.
CUGUAAAUUCUGGCAGUCGGGCACGGGCAGUCCAUCGACCCGUUUCCGCGUGCGUGCAGCUCUCUCGCUCUCCAGAGCGAUCGCGUUGGUUUGCACCGAAAUUCCCGAUGGAAUUUCUCGACUUUUUGUGACCCAGGCCCCCUCUUCCUCCAAUCCUUGCGUCAGGCCAGCAACCAUGCAUCUCGCACGACCCUCUUAAGGUCCGAUCACUUCGCAGUUCGCAGGCAUGGCCGAGUGCAACCGUGUUAGUUUGGCCGACGUCGUUCUGCGGCUCGAGGGCGGCUCGUCCCUCGUUUGCCACUGCACCAGGGCCAAGUUUUCGGCGGCAGUGAUUCCUGCGCCGAGACUCGCAUACCACAACCAAACCUCGGCCCUCAAGGCCGACCAUGAAAAGUCAAUCAGCGAGACGUUCACAGACGACUAUGAGCAAAUUUUCCAAUUCGACGAGCAGCAGCAGCCGAUUCAAGCGCAGCCCCUGUGUCUGCCGUUCAACGCCGAGAGCAGAUGGUCGUUCUUGAACUACCCGAAAACCUUCAGCGAGGACUCGAGUCCGAGUCUCAGCUGGAGCAGCUCGUCCGACUCGAUGACUUCGGUGACAUCGUUGGACGAGGCGAUGUUGUCUCUUAGCUCUUCGGACAGCGAGGAGGAGGACAGCCAGAAAGCAAGAUAUGACGCUGUCACUGUUGUUGAGGACACUUUGAACCGAUUGAGCAUUUCUCCACCAAGGCAGAAUGGAAACUCAAGAAACAGCAGCUUAUCCAAAACCCUAGUUCAAGCGACAAUCAUUCCAGUUCAGGACGCAAUGCGCUACUUUGGUUUCCACUUUUUGCCUACCAACGACGACUCCACAAUUACUUCCACCGAAAUCAUAUCACACCAAAAAGACAAGCAAACCGCAGCCGAUCAACUUUACAAACAGUCGAAAAAGCAGCUCAACCAUCUGAUGUGCGACAAGAAAGAAAUGACCAACGGAGAUUGGCUGAUCCACUUGGCCAAAAGAGGUGCCUGCGACGUCGUAGUCGAUGCUCUCUGUGGCGACGGAGAACUCGCUGUUCAACUCGCACAAAGCUGCAGGAAAGUUAUCGCGAUCGACUCUGACCCAAUGAAAAUCAAACAAGCACAGCAGCGCGCAGAAAUGAGCUGUGUCACCAACAAAAUCGACUUUGUCCUCGGGGACUUUCUGCAAAUGAAAACGCAUCUUGUUGCCGACGCAGUGUUUCUCAGGCUCUCAAAUGUCAACAGCAUAUUCGACGAACAGGUGGUGUGUGAUCUCAACUUGUUCCACGGUGCCGAGUUAUUCCAGCAAGCAAAGUUCGUGUCCAGCAACAUAGUAUUCUGUCUGCCAAGCAACCAGGACGCGAGGCAAAUCUUGCAGCUGGUGGGCGAGGGCGAAAUGGAGCUGGAGCAGUGCUGCGUCGAAGGCCACUUCUCCGCCAUGGCCGCCUACUCUGGACCGCUCUUCUACCAAUCCAGAUAACAAUUCAGCGUUUGGUCUCCACCCACUUAAGCGAUUCUAUUUGUCCGAGAGCUCGAUUUUCAGCUGGAUUUAUUUGUUAGUAGCGAAUCUGAUUAUUUGGACCAACACGUCGCAACUGCAGGCAUUUUCGUCAACGCAUUUAUGUCUUGUGGCUUGGCCAGCAGCGCAGAGCUGCUGUUUUUUCACUUUUGUACCGUGUGUUUGUCAAAACCUGAUCUCACAGUAUCAAUAUCUGAAAUGCAGGGUUGCUUUCCGUUUGAAAGUAAAAAGGUUUUUGGUUGCUGUCCAUUUUUUUUCCGUAUUCCAUAGCCGUUAAAAUUUAAAUCAACCAUCAAAAUUCUAAAAUAGCGUUUGAUUUUCCUGCAACCCCUUGAAUUAUUGGCGAUAUUUCUAAUCUAAGGCUUUGGAAAAUACGCAAAUACAGCAACCCUCAUAUUAAUCCUUGAAAGUGUUAACAAACGAAAGCCUGAUGCAGAACUUAAAAACGUGUUUAAAUAAAUUUAUCAUUUUUAUCCACGGCGUUUUGAACACCAUCAACUUAAAGUGAAAAGUGAAUGUUUCCCAAUUUUCUUUUGAAUCCGUUGCCGGCAGCGUGCUUUUGUGUCUGCCGGAGGAAGUCUCCAAAUCUUGACGCACUGCCCGAAAUACUUUGAUUCGCCGCAAUCGAGCUAGUCAUGUGUUUAACUCAUAUACUACGAAAGCCACAAAAGGAAACAAUAUAAACCUCAGUUUGCCGAAGACAAAAGGAAGAUUACCUCGUAAGCUGAUACCGACUAAAAGCUAUUAACAACAACAAUCCACUUAAAUAUGUAUAACACGCUAAAAUAAAAUGAUGUGCAAUUUGACAAAAAUGUAACCAUGACUUGCAGUUCAUAAUCGUAGUGCCAAUCUUUGUUGUCAACAUAUUUGUGGCAGGCCUUUGAAACAUAUUACACACAAAUCCUUCUGAACUAUAUAAUAUACUGUACUGUAACCCAAAUUAUUACAAAAAGCAAACAUCAUGUAAGUUGUGUACGUCAAACAGGAAGAUAUUGAAAUAUACAAGAAACUUAUUUAUGUAUUAAAUGUUCAUCCAACUAAAUAUUUAACAACACUGUACUGUGUUAUUUUCGAAAUUAUACGAUGACUUUAGUUGUUUAAA